Eleginops maclovinus (Patagonian blennie) is the source of this 2774-nucleotide messenger RNA. RefSeq names its product pyruvate dehydrogenase E1 subunit alpha 1b (gene pdha1b). Gene Ontology annotation, molecular function: pyruvate dehydrogenase (acetyl-transferring) activity. Gene Ontology annotation, biological process: pyruvate decarboxylation to acetyl-CoA. The record is from RefSeq and is a predicted model, not a curated record. NCBI's taxonomy places the organism in Eukaryota, Metazoa, Chordata, Actinopteri, Perciformes, Eleginopidae. Gene Ontology annotation, cellular component: intracellular membrane-bounded organelle.
ACUCGUUUUCCUCACGGACACCAACAGGGAUUGAGCACAGCGACUAACGUCCGCUGUUAUAAUCCCUCCAGAGCCGGGUCGUCGUUCAGUAGCAUGAAAAACAUGUUAACCAUUAUCUCUAAUGCACUUUGUAGGAUGACUGGGCGAAAUGUGGGAGCCCAAACAGUGUCCGAGUUGCUGGUCGACCUGUCAGAGUACGUCAGUGUAACCUCGCCGCCGCUGGCCCCCGCCAUGGCUCAGACCCAGAGGCAGCCGCCCAAACCUCCACCUGUCAGAACUAUAGCGCCGGCCGAGCAGUUAGUUAAAAACCAGGCCAAGACAGACAGACCAGGUGCCAGAGUGGUGGUGUCUCGCUCCUUCGCUGACUUCACCUCUCAGGCCACCUUUGACAUCAAGAAAUGCGAGCUGCACCGGUUGGAGGAGGGCCCCCCUCUGAAGGCAGAACUAACGCGGGAGCAGGGCUUGCACUAUUACCGCGUCAUGCAGACGGUGAGGCGCAUGGAGCUGAAAGCUGACCAGCUGUACAAACAGAAGAUCAUCCGAGGCUUCUGCCACCUGUACGACGGACAGGAAGCAUGUGCGGUAGGCAUAGAGUCGGGCAUCAACCCCUCGGAUCACCUGAUCACUGCGUACCGCGCUCACGGCUACACCUACACCCGCGGGAUCGCCGUCAAAGAGAUCCUUGCUGAGCUCACAGGUCGCAGAGGCGGCGUGGCCAAAGGGAAGGGAGGCUCCAUGCACAUGUACGCUCCAAAUUUCUAUGGAGGAAAUGGCAUUGUGGGAGCCCAGGUUCCUUUAGGAGCUGGCAUUGCUCUGGCCUGCCAGUACCAGGGCAACAACCAGGUGUGUGUCUCUCUGUAUGGAGACGGGGCAGCCAACCAGGGCCAGCUGUAUGAGUCUUUCAACAUGGCCGCCCUCUGGAAGCUGCCGUGCAUCUUCAUCUGUGAGAACAAUAAAUAUGAUGGGACGUCAGUGGAGAGAGCGUCAGCGAGCACAGAGUACUACAAGAGAGGAGACUACAUCCCGGGAAUCAGAGUGGAUGGGAUGGACGUCUUGUGUGUCAGAGAGGCCACCAAGUUUGCGGCAGACCACUGCAGAGCUGGAAAGGGUCCAAUUAUAAUGGAGCUGCAGACCUACCGUUACCACGGACACAGCAUGAGUGAUCCCGGUGUCAGCUACCGCACCCGUGACGAGAUUCAGGAAGUGCGCAGUAAGAGUGACCCCAUCACCAUGCUGAAGGAGCGCAUGCUCAGCAACAACAUGGCCUCUGUGGAGGAGUUCAAGGAAAUUGACAUUUCGAUCCGUAAAGAGGUGGAGGAAGCAGCUCUGUAUGCCACCUCAGACCCCGAGCCGCCUCUGGAGGAGCUCUGCAACCACAUCUUCAGCAACGACUCCCCGAUGGAGGUCCGCGGGACAAACCCCUGGGUCGCACUCAAGUCUGUCAGCUAGACUCAAACGCUCCAAAUAUUCACACACCAACAUUUUAACCUGUCACCCACUACUACCCGUAAACUGCACCCUCAUGCUGAAAACAAACAUUCAACACCUUCCUCUAUUUAGAUCAUUCCGCACCUUAACGGGACUUUGACCCAAAACCAGUGUUAUUUAUUUCUAGGUUUAUAUAGAAAGAUUUAUUGUUUGUCUGAACAGCCUGUUUGUGUUGUGCGUUAUUUACAUGUGUUAAAUAUUUCAGGAUUGCACAAUAUACGCACAAAACGUAGUUUUCUCUUUCCACCCCCAGCCACCUUUUUAUUAGCAUUUUGGUCAAUGUUCAGGAAACUGGGAUUCUGCAUUACUGAACGCCAAGCCGCAACUUUGAGAGAAUGAUCAUGAAUAUUUUAGUUUUUGUUUAUUGAAUCAAUCCAUGUUCUUUUGACUUUUAGUUGAAGGCAUGUAGAAGCGAAUGCAGAAAAGAAUUCAGUAUGAUUUGUUUUGGCAAGCUGAAAAACACUACAGGGCAAGAUAUUAUUCAUUGCAGCUUGAGCUACAAAAUAUAUAGAAGUAAAUAUUACUAUUGCAGUAAAGUUCUGUAAUGUGGCUCUCUGCUAAUCUUAUCACUUUAAUCUUUUACUACUUUAAAGUACAUUUUGAAGUUACAAAUGACUUUUACUUAAGUAGAUUUGUGAAUGCAGCACUUUAAUUUCUACACUGGUAUUAAUACUUUUACUCAAGUAAAAUAUCCGAUUACUUUUUCACCUUUUGCUUAUUAUAUUUGUGUAUGUAUUUAUGUUGCAGGAAUUUACCUUAUGAGGAUUUCUGAACGCUAACAUGACUGUUGAUCAGUGCAUUUAGGCCCUACAUUUUAUAAAGGUUUUGUCCACAGGGACCAGCAAAUCCCAACGUACCAGCCACUUCACUGGAGAACUUUCCAAAACAUCUUUACAUACCUGACCUGAAAGUAGACAUAUAUUAUACAAAAUGUAUUUUAGUCUGUGGGUAAAGGAGAAAGCUUGAAGAGAAUGUUCUCUGUAGGAAGAUGGAUGCACUGCAAUAUAUUAUUUUACAGUCUUUAGUUAGGAGAAUUAUGUGACUGCUACUUGUAAAGAUGCACUUAAAAUAUAUUAUUGUUUAUUCUUGAUCAUGGGAAAUCAUCUGAAAGGGAGAAAAACGGCUAUUUACCAGGAUUUUCUGUUUCAUAUACCUCUGUUCUUUAUUAGAACUUUUACUGUUACCCAACCUGUACAGAUAAGAAGCUUUACUCUAACUGUGUGUUGAACUGAAAGACUGUUUGACUGUAGAAUAAAUGCAAAAAGAAAGUAUGACUAUAAACGUUA